Cynoglossus semilaevis (tongue sole) is the source of this 2706-nucleotide messenger RNA. Its product is annotated as polycystic kidney disease protein 1-like 2. The record is from RefSeq and is a predicted model, not a curated record. Gene Ontology annotation, molecular function: calcium ion binding; calcium channel activity. Gene Ontology annotation, biological process: detection of mechanical stimulus. The transcript is spliced from 5 exons. Lineage: Eukaryota; Metazoa; Chordata; Actinopteri; Pleuronectiformes; Cynoglossidae. The coding region runs from base 16 to 825 and encodes 269 amino acids. Gene Ontology annotation, cellular component: membrane.
CCAUUGCAAACGUAAAUGUCAGUUCUUAUGCCGUUGAAGGUCAGACUGAUGCUGCAGCAGCGGUGGACCUACUUCAGGAGCAAGUGGAACCUUCUGGAAUUGUCAAUCAUCAUACUGACUUGGAGCGCUGUGGCUGUUUUCAUCAAGAGAACUCUGCUGGGAAACCGGGAUAUGACCUACUAUCAGAACCACAGAGACCAAUUUGCCAGUUUUUCCGAGACGGCCUCUGCAGAUUCACAGCUCCAGUAUCUGAUUGCAUUCUUGGUUCUUCUCGCCACAAUCAAACUGUGGCAUUUGCUCGGAAUCAACCCCAAAAUGAACAUGCUCACGGCCACGCUGCAGCGAGCCUGGGAGGAUCUCUCUGGUCUGAUUCUGAUCAUUAUGAUAAUGUUCAUAGCCUACUCCGCUGUGUUCAACGUGAUGUACGGCUGGCAGCUGUUCUCCUACAGGACUCUCAGCGAUGCUCUCCUCACCGUCAUCAGUUUACAGAUCGGUAUCUUUAACUACGAUGAGGUUUUUGAAUACAACCCUGUAAUUGGUGGAUUGCUCAUUGGCUCCUGCAUCAUGUUCAUGACAUUUGUAGUGCUCAAUUUCCUCAUUACAGGCAUCCUGGUGGCAUUCCAACAAGAGCAGAUUGAACAUGAGGCAUCAGAAGAGAGGGAGAUUAUCGACCUCCUUCAAAAAAAAAUCUGUGGUCUCUUUGGGAUUAGGAGCGAUGAAGCAAACAAAAGUGAAAGCCGUGAAACGACCCUGGAUAAUGAAGAGCGGGUCCUCGACGCUUCUGAGAAGAAACCCUGUUUCACUGAGCUGACAACCGACAACUGAAGCUUUAAUGUGUGGGUGUUUAUCACUUACAGUUAAAAACAUCUUUUAGCAUCUUUGUAAAUGUGCUGUCGGAGAUCAUGAAGCGAGAUGGUGAUGAAAGUAUAUUUGUAUAUGUACAGUUAUUCCAUGUGAGAAAGAUGCUAACUUUCAUCCUCACUGUUUUUUUUUUUUGCAUUUAAUUUCCUUAAAAUAUGUGAUAUUAGAUUAGGUCGGAAAGUUCUAAGACAGCUGUCAUCGUUGUUAAAGUCGGAAUCGUUAUUGGUUUCUCCUCCGAUAAUGAAACACCAAUAACGCAAUGCCUGAGUUUCACCAAAUGGUGUGCACAGAAAAAGGAAAAAACGGCUGCAUAUUAAAACGAAAGUCACUAGAUGGCAGCAUUGCAGCUCAUUUAAUCAAUUUAUACUCAUACAGUGGUUUCUACAGAUAAAUAAAUAAAUAUUACCAGGCCUAUAUCGGUAUAGGUUGAUAUCAGAAAAUUAAGUGUUUGGACAAUUAAGUUAAUAUCGGACAUCCCUAUGUUGAAGUCAUUGACGGUUUGCGACAGGUUUUUGAUCUAGCGCAGUGUGAUUUUUUUUUUUCCUUUCCCCAAAACUGAACACAUUUAAAGGAAGUGGAGUUCAGUCCUAAGACCAGACGUAGAAACAGAUUGUGACCUGGUGUCAAAGGUCAUCCUCCGGAAUUCUACAGAGAAAUAAUUCUCUAACGGAGACAACACUGAAGUAGAGUUGAGACUUUUCGAUGUAGAGAAAAGGUUUUGGGUUUUUAUGUAACCUUUUGACCUUGAACUUUACAUACGUAGCUUUCACUGUGCGCUCACUAAAAAAAGAAGCUCCAUAAUAACUGUACUAGUCAUACAGGAGCGCGUCUGUUUUCUUGGAAUCAUCAGCUCAUGUGUUUAGUACAUGUACUGCACCUGCAGGUGUUAAAGCUGAUUUUCAGUCUUUUCACAAAACAAAAUGUACUCAGGGGUCGUGACCUGGUGAACACACUCACAUAUAUGGAAGGAAAAGUGGUUCCAUAUAUGUUAGUGUGCCACCAAACAUAACAUAACAACUCAUCCAUGUAACUGGUUAUGUGGUUUUUACAGUGUAGAAAUAUACAGGGGUUGAAGCACAGAGCAGUGAAAAACAUCAGUGAACAAACGUGGAAAAUGGUUCUUGGUCCUCUUUUCUGUAGUUCCAUGUAACUCCACAGGUGUUUUGUUCAUUUGUCUAUGAUGAAAGAAAAUCUCUUAUGACCGGUUUAUCACAAGGCCUCUUAAUUAACAUUCCCCAGCUGUGUGUGUGUGUGUGUGUGUGUGUGUGUGUGUGUGUGUGUGUGUGUAGGGGGGCGGGGACGUUUGAAUCCAAUGCAGGGGAAUGAAACCUAAGCCCUGACCUUUUUGUUGUAAGGCAAGAGUGCUAAUCAGCAAUUCACCGUGGCCUUUAUUUGAAAAACAAAAAGAAAAAUAAUAUAUUUCGAGCCUCAGGUUGGUGGUGCAAACGCCUGCAUUUAUUCUGUGGUUUUCUUAUUUAAUCCCACUCAUGGGAAUGUUCUGGAUGAAAAUAUUAUUAAACAGUGUCAGUUAGAGCUACUGUCUUUGACUUGGUAGCACAUUCAUUCAUAUUCAUUAUGUGUAUCAUAAACAGCCCACGUAAGUGGCACCUUUGAGAAUCAUGCUGUUCGGAAUGUUUCUUUGUCUGCAAUUUAUGGAUUUGAUUUGUCUGAAGAUUUCAUGGAUGAUGAGUUUGUCAGGAAAAUCACACAAGAUUACUGCUGCGACCUUGUCCCUGGGCCGUGUUCGCUGUCCACUCAUUCGUGUCUUUACACACAUGCAUUAGGAGCCAGCUUCUAAUUGGCUAAAAUUACAGGCAUUGCGAUUAAAAAAAAAAAAAAAAGAAG